ACAGAACAUUCGAAAUGUGACAUAUUUGUGUAAACAAUUUUUGAAAUUUUUUAAACAAUAAUAAAAUAACAAUUGGAAAGCAAUUAAAAGAUCAUUGUAUAGUGAUUUUAUUUUAAUUAAAUUUUAUUUCAAAAUAAUAAAAGUUUUAGAAUACAAUAACAGUGCCACGUAUUAGUAAAAUGAAGAUAAAUUGAAUUAUUUAGAAAAUUAUAUGGUAUUUAUUAUAGUUUGGCUUUUUAAAAUUAACCUAGCAACAUGAAAACUGUUGUCUUUUUGAUUAUUUGUCUUGUUGGCAAAAAUUAUGCUGAGAUUGUUGAUAAUGAUAUUGAUCCUGAGAAUAGUAUUAUUUGGGGACCAGGUUUGAAACCUGAAGAAAUUGUGAUGAAAGUGAGAUAUAUUUUUUUACAACUGCAGGACAGUAAUGGUAAAAAUCUUACAAAAUCUCCGGGCCAGGGAAUAGUUUCACAACAAAUAAAAGGGAAAAAUGUAAAAGGUGAUUUUUGUCAAAUUCGUACACAAAUAAUUGAUUGUACAGAUGGCAGUUUUAUUAUACGUUACAGGAUUUUAAAAACUUGUUUCAAUUUAAAGAUAUCUAUUAAAGUAAAAAAUACUGAAGUUGUAAAAGUACAAUCAGAAUUUAAAGGUCCCGUAUUUGAAGAUGAAUGUAAUUGUCCAGAAUCGUCAUUAACUAAAUGGCUAGAGAAUAAUGAAUGCAAUGAAAAUAAUUACAAUCAAUUAUUUGAAAAUCUUAAAAAAUUUCCGUCUGUUAAUUUUGAUGAUAUAAGAAAUGAUAUUAUUAAACAGUACAAUAAACCACAAAGCGUCAGUAUUUGUCAUUAUGUUGUGAAAUCGAAUAAGAUUUAUAGAAACUGUUACGGACAACAUGUGGGUUUUAAAAUGUUUAUGGAUUCGGUUUUAAAAUCAUUCACACGAAGAGUUUUACUACCCGAUAUUGAAUUUUUUAUGAAUUUGGGUGAUUGGCCAUUGGUGAAGAAAAAUGGGAAAAUUUAUCCUGUAUUUUCUUGGUGUGGCUCCGAUGAAACGGCAGAUAUUAUUCUUCCCACUUACGAUAUCACAGAAUCUUCAUUGGAAGCUAUGGACAGGGUAACAAUGGAUAUGUUAUCAGUGCAAGGAAGUACGAAACUUUCAUGGGAGGAAAAAAUAAAUAAAGCUUUUUGGAGAGGUCGUGAUUCACGUAGAGAGAGACUUGAUUUGAUUGAUAUUGCAAGAAAAAAUUCAGAUUUUAUUAAUGCGUCGAUAACAAAUUUCUUUUUCUUCCGCGAUGAAAUGGAUAAAUAUGGUCCCGGUCAAAAACCAAUUUCGAUGUUUCAUUUCUUCGAGUAUAAAUAUCAAAUCAGUAUUGAUGGAACAGUAGCAGCUUAUCGUCUUCCAUAUUUACUGGCUGGUGGUUCUCUUGUAUUUAAACAAAAAUCAAAUUAUUUUGAAUAUUUUUACGAUAAAUUAACGUCCGGAAAGGAAUUUAUUUCAGUAAAAGAAAAUUUAUCCGAUCUAGUGGAAAAAAUUCAAUGGGCUCGCAACAAUGAUAAAGAGGCAGAAAAAAUUUCCAAAAAUGCUCGACAAUUUGUACGUGAUAAUUUAAUGCCCAAGGAUAUAAUUUGUUAUCACAUGUCUCUUUUUAAGGAGUGGAGUAAGCGUUUGAAAAAUGAAAUAAAAAUUUUGCCGAAUAUGGAGGAAGUUCCACAGACUCCGUAUUCUUGUGAUUGUAGUACUCAAAAAUCAUUUCAUAAAGACGAACUUUGAUCUUUUAUAUAAUUAUUUAAAUAACUUUUAAAAAAGUGAAUCAAUUUAUCGCACCGCAAUGAAGUACAAAAAAAUUGCAUUUCCAAUUUUUAAGUAUACACAACCAACCGAAGAAGCUGAUCGUAAGUUUAUUGAAAAUAUUAAUUUUUUAAACUAGAAUAAAAUAAUUUGAUUUUUUUUGAGAGGGGGGAAUGUCUGAAAGCAAACAAAUACGUUAUGAGUUAUUUUAUCUUAUAACCUUUAUUAUUAAAUACGUAAUCUCGCAUUACAUUCGACAAUUAAUAAUUAUGAAUUUUCGUGACGAAAAUAGUAUAGUUUUGUUUUAUAAACAUAAAUAAUACACAUAUGUUUAAAAAAUUCUAAGUAUCCCAUCCAUGCGUCUAUUUUAGUACAAACAAAAAAAUCAAUUCAUUCGUUGAUUAAAUUUUUCUCAAGAAAGAAUUUAAAAAAUAAUCAAGUUUUCUAAAUUACAAUGCGUCUUAUAUGUAUUAUUCCGGGUCGCGCUUUAUAUGUAUAUGGUAAAUACAUAAAACUGAUAUAUAUAAUAUAUAAAUGAGAUUACUUACAA
Messenger RNA from Leptopilina boulardi, 2329 nucleotides. Its product is annotated as protein O-glucosyltransferase 2-like. Lineage: Eukaryota; Metazoa; Arthropoda; Insecta; Hymenoptera; Figitidae. Bases 256 to 1761 code for a protein of 501 amino acids. The transcript has 8 exons. Gene Ontology annotation, cellular component: endomembrane system. The record is from RefSeq and is a predicted model, not a curated record. Gene Ontology annotation, molecular function: glucosyltransferase activity.